Messenger RNA from Brassica napus (rape), 378 nucleotides. Its product is annotated as glutamic acid-rich protein-like. The record is from RefSeq and is a predicted model, not a curated record. Bases 1 to 378 code for a protein of 125 amino acids. Lineage: Eukaryota; Viridiplantae; Streptophyta; Magnoliopsida; Brassicales; Brassicaceae. The transcript is spliced from 2 exons.
AUGAUGAAGAAGAAGGUGAAGAGAAAGAGGCUGAUGACAAUGCUCAGCAAAAGGGAGAGAAGUAAAGCACAAGCUGAUAAACUGUGGAAGGAAACUGAAGAAGCGGAUGAAGAAGAGGUUGGAGGGAAACAUGAUGAAGAAGAAAGUGAAGAAAAAGAGGCUAAAACCAGUGAGAAAGAGAAGGAGAACAGUGAGGAUGAUGAGAAAGUUGAAGAAAAAGUGGUGGAAUUUGAGGCUGAAGGCGAAGACGAUCAAGCGUUGAAGGGAAAGAAGAUCAAGAAGAAGAAGUUGAAGAGAGAGAGUCUGAAAUCAGAGAGAAAGAAAAGGAGAAAAGUGAGACUGAUGAGGUGGAAUUUGAGGCUCGAGAGGCAGAGAUAG